AAAAAAAAAAAAAAGGAAUCUUUUUAUGCUUGAAAUAAAAUCGGGACCCUAUUUAUAUAUGAAAAAAAAAAAGAGCGGCAAAACAAAACCCUAAAAUUCUCCAAUUUACAAGCAAAUAACGGUUUGCAAAAGUGGAGUGACUCCAGUCCUUUGUUUGAUUGACCCAAGAGGGCAAAUCGCCAGCAGUAGCAGCAGCAGCAGUAACAGCAAACAAGGAAGCCAAGUGAGAUAAAAAUCUAAGCUCCGUUCAAGUUUAGCUUCUCUUUUGCUUGUCUCUCUUUUUCCGUAGCUGUUAAAAAGAAAUGUUUCUCGGAGUUUAUGUCAGAAAAAAGAAAAGUAACAACAGCCAAAAAAAAACCACGUACUUUAUAUGCAUAUCUAUUUCUAUCAAAUAAAGCAGUAAGCUUUCUGAUCUUUUUAUUCAGAACACACCCCUCACAUUGAAAACAUAAGAUGCAUAAUAAGACUAUGAAUUGUUGUUGUAUUUGUCAUCAUAGAAUAAGACUUGCCUUGGUUCACCUAUGCCAACAAACUUGCUGUUGUUGGGAUUCCAACCUGCAAAAUAGUCUUAUAAUUGAUCUGGUUAUUAAUUACAUUUCGGUUAAGCUGGGCAAUCCAGGUACGCAAAAAAGCCCUUUUUGUAUUAAUAUUGAUACAACUCAUAAAAAUGUUUAGAACCAAUUUUUGGCCAUUUGCAAGCAGAUCUCUAUCAAAAUCCAAAAUUAAUUGGGAACCUAUUGCCCCUUCCUAAUGGAUCUGACAGUUCGAUUAUAAUUCCUAAACACAUCCAUUCAAGCACAUAGAUACAAAGAUAGGAAGACAGACAGGCACACACAUACACACACACAUACACACACACACACACACACACACACACACACACGUACAAUCUUAAAUCAUGC
Molecule: messenger RNA, 902 nt
Organism: Mycotypha africana
Lineage: Eukaryota; Fungi; Mucoromycota; Mucoromycetes; Mucorales; Mycotyphaceae
Exons: 2
Coding region: 454-675 (73 amino acids)
Source: RefSeq, a predicted model, not a curated record